CUUAUCAUAACCGUGGAGAGGAAGGCGACCAAACAAAAGCACAGCGGCUGAGUAGCACACCGAUUUCUGCAAGUGCAGUCUGUAUGCAGAGGAUUUCUUUGUGGAUGCGCCAUAGCAACGGAGCUGCAAAUCCGUGUUGCAAAUUAUUGGCUGAAACUGAAUUCACGCCACGCAGAAGCACGAGUGAAAGGUGGACUACAGCGCACGACUGGGGGAAUUCUCCUGUUAGGAUCGUGACCGAUUUGUGACGCUUGGCUCCGAGGUGAUUAAGCUCACGUUGAUAGACGCUGUGAUCGGUCCUGGGGGAUGACGCUGGUUGACGGAUGGAAGGACCGAGCGAUUGCAUGCUGGAGACAACAUGAGCGUGAUCCUUUUGUGUGUGUUUGCCAUGCAUGAUCGGCGGCGGCUAAAUGAGGGAGAGGACGACGAAAAGAACCCUUUCAUUUACCUCUUGGCUUGCCUUAAAAUUUCCCUUCUACUACACUCCGUUCACAUCCCCUCCCCUUUCUCUUUCUCGCUUUCGCUCUCUCUCACUCCCUCCCACAGUUUCUCUCCUCCCUUCACUCAUCAAAGCCAGUAGCCUAGUAUUCUCUCUACAGCUGCUUCCUCUAUGGUCUCUUGGAAAAACAGCCUGCACAUCUUUUACUUGCUUCUCAAGGCAAGACCUUUUUUAACGUUUCGUCGCCAGGAGAGCAGGAUGCUUCCAUGCAGGCUUUGAUUUCUUUCUCUCCUUGUGCUUUCCCCUUCCCCUUCCCUCUCCUAAAUUCCUGCCCUUUGACCCUGACCCUCCCCUUUCCCCUCAACUGCCCCUUACCCUCUAUUCCCUUCUCUAUCUUCACACCCACUUGACCAUGUUGCCAUGUGUCUGCCGGGUCCAUCCUCUCCUUGCCUUUAUCUCAUUUGCCUUGCUGACACGAGGGGAAACCUGUCCAGCCACCUGCAAGUGCCCGGACCCUCACACGGUAGAUUGUAGCGGACGAGGACUCACUCGCCUCCCAGAUGAGAUCCCGCUGGACGUGCGCAGAUUGCUGCUGUCCAACAACUGGAUCCCGCGCAUACCUGCUGACUUUCUCGUGCUCUACAGUGACUUGGUGUAUCUGGAUCUCCGGAACAAUUCUCUCUCGCACAUUGAACCAGGAACCUUGAGCACCUCUUCCAGGCUAGUUUUCUUGGACUUGGGCAGCAACAACCUGACUGAGAUCCCGAAAGGAACAUUUGGCGAGUCGCGCAGCCUCAUCAAGUUGCGUUUGGGCAACAACCCUCAUCUGAGCAUGGUCAAUGAGGACGCCUUCAGGGGCUUGACCUCGCUACGAGAACUUGAAUUGGAGCGCAAUGCCCUUUCCAGUCUCCAGGUUGGUGCACUGAGCCAGCUGCCUUCUCUGCGGGUCGUCAGGUUAGAGGGCAACCCUUGGGUGUGCAAUUGCAACUUUGCCAACCUUUUCGCUUGGUUAGUUGAGAACAGCCACAAGCUUCCAAACGGUAUAGACAGUAUGGAGUGCUCUUUGCCCACUGAUGGCCGCCGUGUGCCUCUCAGCCAGCUCUCCCAGGACAGUUUCCGGGAGUGUCAGAUCACCCUGACCCUCACUGACUUCCUCAUCAUCAUCUUCUCGGGCAUCUCCGUGUCCGUGGCGGCCAUCAUGGCCAGCUUCUUCCUGGCUUCCACCGUGCACUGCUUCCAGCGCUGGAGUAAAGGUACCAAAGGCGAGGAUGAAGAGAGCGAAGAAUGAGAACGAGGAUGCGUCGGACUGUGUGAACAAUCAGACACCAGCUACAUGAACGAGCAAAGCGGAAGGAGAAGAACAACACGGCACACCUGUACUACAAAAAUGGCUGAUUAUCCCCAGUGCAUAUCAUGGGUAACAUGGAAAGUAGCCAUAGUAUUUCAAUUUUGUGGUUAAAUUGUUACAUUUUGGUGUAAUGGAUUACAAUCAGUAUCAUACUAUAAUAAGAUAAUAUUAAUAAUCUUAAAGAAAAAAAUAGACUUGCUGCUAUUUUAUCGUGCCAAAUUAGUGCGGAUAAGAUGGAAAAACCUGAUUAAGAAUGUUUUAACAGAAAUGGCCUGAGUACAGGAAAAGUUGCAGGUGGAAUAAUAUCAAUUAUGUCAAAUUCUACAGUCGAAGGAAGGAAGGAAGCCAUUCGGUAGUUUCCUAUUUUGUUCACAGCUCUAAAAUAAACAACAAAAAGCAUAAAAAAAUUUUUAAAAAAAAUGUCAGAUAUCUAGUUAAGGAAUGAAUAGCUCAAAUCUUAAAUGCACUUUAAAAAUAAAUUUCCUCCUACAUCCUGCUGGCCCUCAGUCUUACCUAAUGGACCUGCCCAGAUCUGCCAAAGAUGAUACUAUGACUGAAAAUAAGAGUUUUAAAUGGUUUAAGAAGCUGGAGAUGUGUUAAAAAUAUAUAUAUAUAUAUAGAUUUAUUUUUGCUUUCAGACACGUGUGAAUACGUAUAAUCAAAUGACAUAUCUAAAUGUAUUGGCGAUAUUGCUUAUUUAACUUCAGUGUCAUGCUUCCAGAUAUUCACUUAGUCACGGAGGCAAGGGAAGAAGGAAAUAUGCUUCUUUCAUGCUGUGAUAUGUCAUUGCUUACAUCUUAUUCAAAACGAACAAACAAACAAAAAAGAAAAUAGAAAAGAAAGAAAUAUUGGUAUAUUUGUUGAUUGUUGUCCUGUGUAAACUGGAACACCAUUCAGAGGCUCAUUAGAAAGUCAUGUAUAUUAAAAGUCACAUCAUAAACAAAAACCCUCAGUUUAGCAACCUAGCUCUAUAAAUUAGCCAAAAAAGCCAUAUAUCAGAAAAUUGUGUGAAAUAUUUUGACAAAGAAACCUCGAGCCAUAUCCGAGAAAUAUUGAAUUAAUAUUUAAACAAAGCUAACGUGGUGUUUUUAACAGAAACAGUAGAAAAUGAAACUUAAAGAUCGCUAACUAGGCUUUUGUUUUCUGAAAUCGCAUCCCAAGUUUUGGUCCACUUUUUCUCUGGACAUGGCUGUCGAGAUCCUGGACUUGAGAUUUUUCUAGUUUGCUAGUUAAAGAUUCUUAGCUAAAUAACUGCAGGGUUCUACAUUAAACAUUUAAAAUUUCUGAUAAAGAGAUGAACAGAAUUACCCUGAAAGAUGCAAUGCAUUCUCCAAAAAGGAUAGUUAGGGGUUCUUUGCUUUCUACAUGUUCUACGGGGUUCUAGAAAUUUCAUUAAACAACUGCCCCAAACAUAAACAGGUUCUAGAUUGACUUCUUUUCCUUAAUGUACACAGAAUUAGCACUGAAAAUGAACUGAUUCCUGAAGAAAUAUACAAUCAGAAAUAAAAGAAAUAAAACGUUCUCUUUUUUAUGCAGAAUCUAGAACCCUUUAUCCAUCCACAGAAACCGUAACCCUGAGCCAUUUUUCAGAAACUAAUAUUUCGCUCCAUUUGUCUUCUUGUGUUUCAUGUUAUUCUGUCGACUCCAGAAUUAUUGGCACCCUUAAGGAGAAUUUAUUCCACUAUAAAAUGAUAGAGGGGAUUAAAAAAUCAAUAAAUAAUAAAAAAUAAACUCCUCCUCACUAUCCAUCAGCUUGGGGAAGAUCAAAGGACUUUAAUCACACAAAAUUGCAUAUUGAUCAUAUUGUAUGCAAAAAUAGAAGGGUUAAGAUGUUAAGUCUUUAAAAAAAAUCAAUUAUUUUUGAAAAAUGUGUAUUUUUUUUAAAGGGCAGUAAGCAACAACAAAAUAAUUCGAUCAAUAUUUGCGUGAUGACUUUCUGCCCUUUCAAACUCCAUUCAUUUCCACAGGUUCACUGUUCAUGGUGCAGGUUUAUAAAGAUCGCUUGAUUAUUUCUGCAUCUUGGUGAACUUCUACAGCUCUUCUGCGCACAUGCUUCUGUAUGUGCAGGUAAAAAAUCCCAGAACAGCCUCCACAAUGUUGAGAUCAGGGCUCUGUGGGGGCCAAAAACCAUCUGCUUCAGAGCGCCGUGUUCUUCUGUUUCGUUGAAGCACUUGUAUAAUAACAGAAUAAAUUUCUGCUCUUUUCUUUUCUAAUGCAGGUGGCACAACAUAAAGAAACAGAAGAUGAAAAGUAUAUAUAUGUGUUUUAAAAAAUAUCGAACAGUGUGUUCGGCAUAAUUUAUUCUUAUAUAUUUCCCCCGGAGAAGCAAACUUUUUUUCUUUUCUCCUUUCGAAGCGACUCAAAAUGAUCGACCCAUUUCUAAGCGCUCACAAAAACCAAGCCAUUGGAUUUGAACAAGCGGCGGUGAUUGCACCAUAUCACACUGAAUGGCGUCUAAAAACUCCCUAUUUGUUUGGGCCAGUAAUCAAAAGUUCCAUCAUUUUCCAUUUCCAGAGUUAGACUGAGUUAAGGUUUUCAUGAUGAGUAAUACACCCUGUAUGCCCUAAUAUUGCUGAUUGGUUCUACUCAAUAUAUCUACCAAUACUCCGUGUAUAUGUAUUAGCAUAUAAAUUGUGGACUGAUCAUUUUAAAUAUCCACUAAUCUUUCACGUUGUUUAAAAGAACGUUUGUGCAAAAUCGUCGUAUAAGCUGCGAGAGAAGGUUCAGAGACGGGUUAACGCUGGAGAUGGCGCGAUAAAUGGAAGAGUGUGCAGAUGAAACAAAAAAAACGAUUUCCGAACCAAAAAUUCUUCUGUAGCAUUGCUCUGUUUGUUUAUUAAUUCAUUGAUUUAUUUUAAUGCUUUCUAUGCAGCAUGUUAUGAAGACUGAAUUUGCAUGUAAAAAUUAAAGCACACUUUAUUUUACAGUAUAGAUAACACUUACACAGUGCAUAGGUAUUUUUUCUUUAGUUGGUUUUAUUUGGCCAAUUUUAAUCCUAUCUUCUUACUUGGAAAAAAAAAAAUAUGGGGAACCUCUAUUUAAAAACACCAAAGUUUAUAUUUGGUGCUAGAGUUAGUAGUUAGUCUUAUACCACAGCUCUGUCGAAUCCUCAAUUCAGUAGACGUUGAUUAAUUUUCUGUAGCUGCAGCUUUGGUUGUAAAAAUCAAACCUUAGGUUUAUUUAUAAUGCGUUCCUAUAAAUAUUAUGAUUUCUUCACCUUCACGUUCUGCAGACGUGUGUCAAAAAAACCACUGUGUUAGCAAUGAUUUGGUGAAACUUUCUGCUAUCUGUAGAGACAUUUUUGGUCUCUGUUUCAGGAAAGAUGAGUUUGCACUUUCUCUUGACAAAAAAAGAGAGAGGCUGCUAAAGGAAAAUUGUUUUUAUAGCAGUUCUAACAAAUGAAUAGAAAAGUAGAAACACAAUAUAAAGUAUUAAGUGAUAACUGGAAUUACAAGACAUUGCAUCAGCAAAUUCCUGGGUUUUAAGAGGAAGAAAAUGUACAACCAUUGAUCAUUUUCCAAUAACAGCAUGCCCCCCGUAUGUACUAAUAAGUGGACACACAUGGAUGUCUUUAUUUCAGAUUACUUUCAAAUCAAUUAUUCAAAGAAUGUACUUGAAAUGAUUUGUGAUUAGAACAUAAUUAGCUAUUAAUUAUUAAAGAAACAGCUUCUACUGUAAAAUAAAGUGUGACUGAAAACUGUUUCGUCUGGGUUUAAGUUCUGUAGAUUUGGGCAUUUCUAGAAAAAUAUGGACAUCGACAUAUCUUAUAACCCGUCUCUGAAUAUUAAAGAGAUGCAGGAUGCUGUGUUUUAUUGUCAUAUGUGUCUUGUACCAUGCUACUGCUGUUACACUGUAAAGAGUGUAAAGUAAUGUGUGUGUAACACUUAUGAUAACAUGGAGUUAAUAAUGUUUGUCCUGAGUCUUGAACACCAUGUAUACCAGUAGAUAUCCAACUACUAUGUAGUUACAUUAAAAUGUGAAGAAAAAACAAA
This is a messenger RNA of Hemibagrus wyckioides, 5779 nucleotides long. RefSeq names its product leucine rich repeat containing 38b (gene lrrc38b). The record is from RefSeq and is a predicted model, not a curated record. Gene Ontology annotation, cellular component: voltage-gated potassium channel complex. The transcript is spliced from 2 exons. Gene Ontology annotation, molecular function: voltage-gated potassium channel activity; potassium channel activator activity; transmembrane transporter binding. Lineage: Eukaryota; Metazoa; Chordata; Actinopteri; Siluriformes; Bagridae. The coding region runs from base 852 to 1727 and encodes 291 amino acids.